Molecule: messenger RNA, 2430 nt
Organism: Plasmodium relictum
Lineage: Eukaryota; Apicomplexa; Aconoidasida; Haemosporida; Plasmodiidae
Gene: PARN
Product: poly(A)-specific ribonuclease PARN, putative
Exons: 1
Coding region: 1-2430 (809 amino acids)
Cellular component (GO): cytoplasm
Molecular function (GO): RNA binding; 3'-5'-RNA exonuclease activity
Source: RefSeq, a predicted model, not a curated record
AUGAUGUUAGGUGUAUUGAACUACUUCUUCAAAAAUUUUGUUUUAAAAAAAAAUAAUUUUAUGAAAUAUAAUAUAUUAGAAAGAAAAUAUUCUAAAAUUACUAGUGUCAACGUAAAUAAUUGGAAUAGCAUACAUAAAGAAAUAAUAGAUAAGAUUAAUGAUUGUGAUUUUGUUUCUAUUGACGUUGAAUAUACAGGAUUACAUUUAAAAGAUGAAAGAUAUAUUUCUAUUGAUUCUAGUUAUGAAGCACAUUGUUUUGGAGCAAAAUCUUUCUUCCCAUGUCAAAUAGGAAUAACAAUUGCAAAAAAAAAUGAUAUGAUAGAAAAUAUGAAUAAUCCCACAGAAAGCAAAAUAAUAAAAAAAAAUUUACAUAAUAUAAAAGUUUUAAAUAAUAGAAAAGAAAAAAACAUAGAAAAUGACAUACAUAAUAAUCAAAAAUGGAAUAUAUCACCUUAUUGUAUUUAUGUUUUUCCAAAAGAAAAUAAAUAUUUUAGUGUAUCAACGACAACAUUAAUUUUUUUAAAAGAAAAUAAUUUUGAUUUUAAUGAAUGGAUAUUUAAUGGUGUAGGUUACUUAAGGCCAAAUGAAGAAGAAGAAAAAAAGAAAAACAUUAUUGAAAAAAUUGACGAAUUAAAAAAUUUGUUAAAUAAGUGUAGUACAAAAACUUAUAACCAUGAAGAAAAAAUUGAUAUAAAUAAAAUUAUUAAUGAAAUAGAAAAUAAUAAAAUUGUUGAUGAAGAAGAUAAAGAAGCAGUUAUUGAAAUAAUAAAGAAAAUUGGAAUUUGGAUAAAUAAUGACAACACUGUAAACAAAAAAAAUAAUUCAGUUAAUGAAGUGGAUAAAAGUAAAAAUGUGCAAAUAAAAUCUUCUAAUUAUAUAAAUACUGAGGAUUCAGAUAAAUCAAAGGAUGAGAAAGAAUUUUCAUCAUCUUUUAGAGAUACUGAUGCUGAAAUAAAUAAACAUAAAAAUUAUAGCCUUAUUAAUAUGAACAAAAAUUAUACCGAUGAUAGCACUUUGGAAGAAAAGGUUACUUAUAAAAAUAUUAUGAGCAAUAGGGUUGAUUGUAACAACAAUAAUAGUAACGAUAACGAUGAUAGUAAUAAGCAUAAUAGUGCAUUUAGCAAUAAUGAAAAUAUUAGUAACUGCGAAAAAACAAAUGAUAAAUAUGAUAUAAGAGAAAUUAACGACAUCUCUAGUUAUCCUUUACACAUAGAAGUAGAAAAUCCAUACCUUCGACUUCUUGCGCAUACAUUAAUAACUAAAUACUUUAACUCAAUUUUUUGUAUAUCAGUUAAGGUUAACGAUAAAAAGCAUUUAGCAAUAUAUAGAACAGAAAAAGAUUCAUAUAAAGAACAAAUAAAGUCACUGGAAUUAGAAAUAGAGAAAAUAAAUCAAAUUAUAGGUGUAAGAUUAUUAUUUGAUGAAAUUAUAAAAAAUAGAAAAAUAAUUAUAGGGCAUAAUUGCUUUUAUGAUAUUCUACACAUAUAUCAAACAUUUUAUCAUGACUUACCAAAAUCUAUUAAUGAAUUUAAAAAAAAAUGGACAGAAUUGUUUCCUCAUACUUUUGAUACAAAAUUUAUGAAUGAAACUAAUGAAUAUUUAUACGCAUUAAAUGGACCAGCAACAUUAAAAGGUUUAUGUGAAUAUAUGGCUACCUUAAUUUCUUCAAGUAAUGAUUUCGACUUUUUUUUUAAUCUUAUGAAUGAUCAUUUUGAUCUUCCACAAUGUUUUGCCCCUUUUAUAAAUGCAAAAAACAAUAUAUCUUUUAAUGAAAAAGUAAAUAACAAUAGUAAUGAUAUCCUAGAAAAAGAGGAGUCUUUUAGAGAAAAGAAAAAAAUUAAUAGAGAAAAUAACAAGCAGGAAUAUGUAAGUGUAUCAAAUAAUAAUAAUUAUAAUUACUCUAACAGAGAAAAAUAUUCUAUAAAUAACUCAGGAGAUAAAAAUAUUCUAAGUAGUGAUGAACAUAAUGCUGGUUAUGAUAGUCUAUUAACUUGUUUACUUUUUAUAUUUCAGUGUCACUACAUUUUAAAAAGAAAUAAUAUCAUGUGGAAAGAUAUAUAUUUUUAUAAAAAAAAUAAAAUAAAUGAAAAUUCAAAGUGUUUUUUUGAUAUUUUUUUAAGUAUGUCUAACAAAAUAAAAAUUGUAAAAACACAACCAAAUGUUGUUUCUCUAACUAGUGCAGAAAAUUAUGAAAUGGCAAGACAUUUUUAUAUGUAUGAUUACCCAAAUUAUUUUAAAAAAUGGGAAAUAAUGAAAAUAUGGUCACCAAUUUGGAUAACAUUAAGUAAGGUAGAUGAUCAAUCAUGCUGGAUUAUAGCAAAAAGUGAUGAUGAUGCUAAAAAUAUAAAAAUGAUUUACAAAAUGUUAAAAAAUCCUCAAUUUAAAUUGUGUACUUAUGAAGAAUAUUUAAAUAAAUUUAAAUCCAAAUAA